This is a messenger RNA of Drosophila ananassae, 1198 nucleotides long. Its product is annotated as neuferricin homolog. The transcript has a single exon. NCBI's taxonomy places the organism in Eukaryota, Metazoa, Arthropoda, Insecta, Diptera, Drosophilidae. Gene Ontology annotation, cellular component: membrane; endomembrane system. The record is from RefSeq and is a predicted model, not a curated record. The coding region runs from base 59 to 913 and encodes 284 amino acids.
CUACGUAACGUUUUUUAACACUCUCCCACACUGGAAACAAACAGCACCGAAUGAAAACAUGUUUGGCUUAUUUAAAUCGGUGUUUAAAUUGCAAUUUCUAUUUGUGAUAGUCGCAAUUCUGGCUGGAGUCUACCACACAGAGGUCAAGCAGUUCCUGCGACGAUAUACGGACAGCUAUUUGGACCAGGCCGGCGGCAGUGACGAAAUACCGGUGGCCUUUCAAACUGGUGACGAAGCUCUCUUUACGGCAGCCGAAUUGGAAACAUUUAAUGGUGAAGAGGGGCGCCCCCUCUACUUGGCCCUGCUUGGGUCGGUAUUCGAUGUGUCCCGCGGCAUUAAGCACUACGGCGCCGGCUGCAGCUACAACUUCUUCGUGGGCCGAGAUGCCUCCGUCUCUUUCAUAUCCGGGGAAUUCGAAAACUACGACCCGAAAGUGGCUGACGACGUUCUAACCUUGAAGCCAGAUGACCUUAUUGGCCUGGCUGGUUGGCGUGAUUUCUACCAGAAGGACUACAUAUACAAGGGCAAGCUGAUAGGACGUUUCUACAACGAAAAGGGUGACCUGACCGCUUAUCAUCACAAAUACCUGGCGCUUUUAGAACAAGCGCAGGAUGCUAAGAAGGAAGCAGAGGAGCUGAGGAAUCGGUAUCCCGGCUGCAACAUCGAGUGGAGUGAGGCGAAGGGCACGCGAGUGUGGUGCACCAACACCAGCGGCGACGGCAAAACGCGCUCCUCAUCGGGAUACCCUCGGAAGCUGUACAGUCGGGGAAACAAGAACUUCCAGUGCGCCUGCGUCCCAGAAUCGGAGCUGGAUGAGAUCAAUGCUGGAGAAAAGGCGGCCCACGGAGAUGUAAUGCUGAAGCCGUACGAUAACUGCCAACCCAGAGCCUUGGAGUGUUUCUAUAGAGUCUAGAAACUAGGUGUAAUUUUGUAUAUAGUUUACUUCAAUUUGUAGCAAAGGAAAAGACAAUUGUAUAAAAUAAUUUUCAAUUUGGAAUAUGUACUCGUAAGACCCUUACUAGUGAUGUGAGAUGUGUACAGCGUUCUUUACGUAGUAUGUUAAAAGCUUGCAGCUGUUACUUAACAGAUGUUACAUCUCGACAGCUGUUUAGCAAUAACAGAGUGCUGUUGAACGCACUGCUCACUUGUUUUGUUUACAAUUUUUGACAAAUAAAAGAUCUGCUAAUCUUGUAUUUAA